AUGAAAGACUCAACCUCAAGAAGAAGACUCAAGACAAUCAUCAUCAUCCUCACCAUCACCAUCACCAUCACAACGACCACUGGACUAACAACAACAACAACAACAACAACAGCCAACACUAUCAGCUUACCACUCUAUCGAAGACGGACUCAGGAAGAAGGAGAAGGACCUCAUAACAGACUGCAAUUCCAAAGACUCAAACUCAUCAGCAAAUACAACUCACUCCCAAUCCAAACCGACAAACAAACAACCAACAACAACAACAACAACAAACAACAGCAGGAACUCAGACUACUCCAGCCUCGUCAGAUCUCAUCAUUACCACUACCAUCCAUCCCAGACUCAUCACUCGCAAAUAACAACAACAACAACUCAAACCUAUCAUCAUCAACAUCACCCAUCCCACCACCAUCAACAACAACAGCGAACAGUAAUAUCACCUAUCGAGGCCAGAGCGAUGGAAGUGGAGGAGUCAUCGGGCUGCAAAAGAUCCUCAACUUCCAAGCUGAUCUGGAAUAUUUCAGCCCAAUCUUCAUCGGCACUCCGCCGCAACUCUUGAACGUGAUUCUGGACACAGGCUCGUCGGAUCUCUGGAUCGCCUCGGCCAACUGCUCGGUCUCCUCGGGCUGUGCCGCCGGCUUGGGCCCCCGCUUCGACCCGCUCAACAGUUCCUCCUCUUCCACCUCUAAUACUCCCUUCUCUAUUAAAUAUGGCAGCGGCUCGGCUACAGGCAAAAUGUACUCUGAUAACAUCACCUUUGCGGGUUACAAACUCCCCCCUCAAAGCUUCGCUGUCGUCGAUACCGUUUCAUCAGAAUUGUUGAGUAAGGAUGUGUCAGGGUUAAUGGGUUUAGGAUUCCAACCAUUAGCGUCAUCAGGCGUGACGCCGAUCUGGCAGAGUCUGAUGAACAACGGAAGCCAGAGCGGGGGGAAUGUGAGCUUCCCGGGCUUCACGUUUAGUCUGACGCGAUACAUCAACACGACCCGGCCGGGAGAAGUGGAGCCGGGAGGGCUCUUCACUCUGGGCACCUUGAACAGCUCCCUGAUCGCCCCGGGAGAGCCCAUCAACUUCAUAUCCGUCCCCCAAAACCUGCAGUCCUAUUGGCUCAUCCCCCUCGACGGGCUCGACGUCAACGGCUUCCCGCUUAACCUCAACUCGCAAUCCUCUCCCAACGUCGCUAUCGAUACUGGCACUACUCUUAUCGGAGGCCCCGCUAAUGAGGUCAAGCAGUUCUACAGUCAAGUCGUUGGAUCCUCACCCGCUUCGGGCUCUUACCAAGGAUACUAUUCAUAUCCUUGUAAUUCUUCAGUCUUAGUCACUUUCAGAUUCGGAGGCAAGAAUUAUUCGAUGGCCCCAGAUGAUUUCAAUCUCGGCCCCUUCGGGUCGAACGGACGCUGUUUAGGAUCGGUCUUUGAACUCGAGCUUUCUGGUGCAUCUAGGUCGUUGAUCUCUUGGGUCAUUGGGGACUCGUUUCUGAAAAAUGUUUUAUCAGUAUACAGAUACGUUCCACCAGCGGUAGGGUUUGCGAAGCUAUCGAGCAACUUCAACAGUACGGGCCCGAGUGGGGUGACUGUGGGCGGGCCACUAUGGACCUCGGGGACGCUCCGGACGAUCGAGUCGUCCUCGGGCUCCGCGAACGGCCAGAAGAUCAACGCGACCGGCUUGGUCGCUGGCCUCCGAAACGGCAUCAACGGCUCCAUCGGCCCCGGCGACGGCAGCUCUAAUCCGCGCAAAUCUCAUGCUCAUCUGUUCCGCCCGCUUUCCACACAUCUCUUCGCAUCCGCCUGCGUCUCCCUCUUCCAUCUUCUCUGGCUCUGAGCCUCCGCUCCUGUGCCUCUCCUGCUUUGUCUUUCCCCUCUCUCUCUCUUUCUCCCUCUCGAGAUCUUGAUGGACUCUUUUGCUUUCUUCUCUCUCUCUCUCUCUCCCUCUCUUCUCUAUUUGGUCAAACGACAAACUAUAUCCUCACCUUAUCGGCUUUGGUUACCCCACUCCUAUUUCUUCAUACUUCUCCUCCUCAUCAUCAUCGUCUUACCUUUUUUCCCUUCUCUCCCCCCUCUCAUCCUUCCCUAUCUCUCUCUCUUUCUGGCCCACAAAUGAUUACUCGCUCGUCUUCUCUCUCUCUCUCCCUCCCAAAGACUCUCAUCUUCACCCCUCCUUAUUUACAACUUAUGUUUAUUACAUGUUUAUUCAUAUACUCUUAUCUUAUAUCUUCUCUCUCUCUCUCUAUCUUUGGUUUUGGUUUUUUUUAGCUCAGUUUUGUAUAUGUGGUUGUUAUGCGACUUCCAUCCACCCUUGCAUCAUCAUUUUUCUUCUCAUCAUCCGCUCUUUUCUCUACCACCAUAAUCUCCAUAAUCCCCUCUUCUCCUCACUCUUUCAUUUCUUUUUUCUGGCUUUAUGAAGGAGUUGGUGGAUGAGGUUUGAAUGGAGUUCAUGAUCAGUUCUUGUAAAAAGAAAGACAAUCAUGCGGAGAUUGAUAUACUGUAGAUAUCGCAGAUAAAUUGGUUGUAGAAAAGAUAAAAACAAUUAUCAGAUUCACAUUGUAAAGUCAAGAAUCUCUCUCUUCCUUUAGAGAUAGGGUUCUUGAUGAUCUCUGGAUUCUUCUCCU
Molecule: messenger RNA, 2605 nt
Organism: Puccinia graminis f. sp. tritici CRL 75-36-700-3
Lineage: Eukaryota; Fungi; Basidiomycota; Pucciniomycetes; Pucciniales; Pucciniaceae
Exons: 8
Coding region: 1-1818 (605 amino acids)
Biological process (GO): proteolysis
Molecular function (GO): aspartic-type endopeptidase activity
Source: RefSeq, a predicted model, not a curated record